GAUGACUGGAGACUGGGAGUUUGACAAGCUUGUUAAUUCCGCCCAUCAACACGACACGCCUCCUCUGCCUCACGAGCGUGUCUGAAAACUACAAAUGGGGAUGCGGAGUGAGGAGUUUGAAAAGUUUUUUCUAAGAGCUGUUUCUUAUCUCAAACGAGCAGAGCACACACGGGAAGUAAUUAUUCAUAACUUAAAUGGCGGAUGAACUGUUACUGGGAAACGAUGCAAAGAUCAAAACGCAUCUUACUAAGUCUCUGCUGGCGGUGGCUUUUCUGACCUCGUUCGGCAGCUCCAUGCUCUAUGGCUACAAUUUGGCAGUCGUCAACUCUCCUGCACAGUACAUCAAAGACUUUUACAAUGAGACGAUGAUAGAAAGUUACGACUUGACUCCGGAUGAGGCGCUCCUCACCAUCUUGUACUCCCUCACCGUGUCGAUCUUUGCUAUUGGUGGGAUGACCGGGGCCCUGCUGGUGGGCAGACUCGUUACCAAAUAUGGAAGGAAAGGGACGCUGGUGAGAGCCACUCUGCUGGUGUUUAUAGGAGGAGCUCUUAUGGGCUUCAGCCGAGGGUGCAGGAUGCCUGCAAUGGUCAUUACUGGACGCUUCAUCACAGGAAUACACUCAGGUAUCUCUCUCAGUGUGGUGCCGAUGUACCUCGGUGAGAUCGCCCCCAAGAACCUGCGAGGCUUCCUGGGCCUCGUUCCCAGCAUUCACAUUUGUCUUGGAGUCUUCCUCGCUCAGGUCCUUGGACUCCAUGAACUGCUGGGAAAGGAAGAGCACUGGCCUCUGCUCCUGUCCAUGGUGGUGUUUCCUACCAUGGUCCAGCUGAUGCUGUUGCCAUGGUUUCCAGAGAGUCCACGGUACCUGUUGAUAGAGAAGGGAAAUGUUCACGCCACCAUCACAGCCCUGCAUUGGUACCGUACUAAAGGAAACAUCCAGGCGGAAGUUGAGGAGAUGCAGGAGGAACAACGCUCUCUGUCCUCCAUCCAGACCAUCUCUGUUCGCGGCCUGCUCAUGGACCGCUGUGUUCGCUGUCAGGUCAUCACAAUUGCAGUUGUCAACAUUGGCAUGCAGCUGUCUGGCAUUGAUGCGAUCUGGUUUUACACAAAUGACAUAUUUAAGAACGCAGGAAUCCCAGAACCUCAAAUUCAGUACACAACAGUGGGAACUGGUGCCAUUGAGGUCCUCUCUGGGCUACUGGGGUGUUUUACUAUCGAGCGUCUGGGCAGAAGACCUCUGAUGAUUGGCGGCUUCCUCUUCAUGGGACUCUGCUGUGCUGGGAUCACAGUGUCUGUCCUCCUCCAGGCGCAGCUGUCCUUCAUGCGCUACAUCAGUGUGGGCUGCGUUGUUGGGAUCAUUGCUGGCUUCUGCAUAGGUCCAGCUGGUGUGCCUUUCCUGAUCACUGCAGAGCUGUUUAAGCAGUCACACCGACCAGCUGCCUACACUGUGGCUGGCUGCCUCAACUGGUUGUCCAACUUCACCAUCGGCUUCGUCUUUCCCUUCCUAGAGAUAGCUACAGGCCCGUACUGUUACCUGAUCUUCUGUGUGAUCUGCUUGGGAGUGGCCAUCUACACCAUCUUCAUUAUUCCUGAGACCAAGAGCAAAACCUUUAUGGAGAUCAGCCACAUGUUCUCUGCCAAGAACAACAACCUCAAAAUGGAUAUGAUGAACGGCUAUGGAGCCCUUGACCAAUACGACGAAAAAUAAGAAGGAUUGAGGAGGUGGACCUACAUGUAAAUGAUGGUUUUCUUCUCUCAGUGUGCCUUCUUGGUUUGUAAGGACUGAAGUAACUGUAGCAGAGAAUAAAACCACGAGGAGAUCUGCUGCUUCAUGUGAACACAUAAAAUUAAAAUAGGCUUGCCUGGUUCGACAGUAGUCACUUUUUACACACACACAAUAAUCCCUGUUUUAACAGUUAAUCCCCAGUUAAAGUGUAGCUCCUGUACAUUAUGUGAGACAGAAGUCACAUGGUCAUGCGUUUCAAAUCUACUAUCAGUGACAUUUUAAUCAGUUUCUCGGCAUCUUAAAGCAUUUCUACGGGAGCUGAGUUGGUUUCUCACAGUGCUCUCAGAAGUUUUAAUCUCUGCAUUAGCUUCACUUGUUUUGAACACAUCCCAUGAUCACUUUAUUUUUUUACAGUCUGUGUUUAAUGCUGUCCCUGUGUUGCUCAAUACAGAGUGAAGAUGUUAUUUAUUGAUAUUUAGUGACACAGCAACACCUGAGGCAGUGCUUCCAUCAGUUUACUGAAGGAAGGUAUGAAAGCCACUUCUCUGAUCUUUCACUCGUAAUAAUACAAUAUUUACUGUCACCAUAUUUACUGUCACCAUAUGUUUACAGUGUUCAGCUCAAGGUGAAUACCAAGAACUUGAGCUUGUGUGUUUCGUCUUUCUUUUUGUCUUUCAUCCAGUUUGUGAUUUUGUGUCUCUUUUUACGUAAGAGAGCUGGAUACUGUGGCUACUGUAGUAGUCAUUUCAUACAUGUUAUCCAAAUAUAUGCACAUGUAUGUAAAGCUUGUUAAAGAGUUAUUAUUUAUCAAUGUAUCACAUCAAAGUAGCUGUACAAGUUUGUUCAUUCGUUGUUAUUAACUGCUGUGUCUUUGUACAAUGUGUGGUGGAGUCAGUGACAAUAAGAGAUUUAAAAUAAAAUGAAGACUGUUCAUGUUUGAACAUGAAAA
Molecule: messenger RNA, 2673 nt
Organism: Siniperca chuatsi (mandarin fish)
Lineage: Eukaryota; Metazoa; Chordata; Actinopteri; Centrarchiformes; Sinipercidae
Gene: slc2a15b
Product: solute carrier family 2 member 15b
Exons: 12
Coding region: 195-1706 (503 amino acids)
Biological process (GO): monosaccharide transmembrane transport
Cellular component (GO): membrane
Molecular function (GO): hexose transmembrane transporter activity
Source: RefSeq, a predicted model, not a curated record